Messenger RNA from Paramormyrops kingsleyae, 3135 nucleotides. It is a transcript of the gene ube2m, whose product is annotated as ubiquitin conjugating enzyme E2 M. NCBI's taxonomy places the organism in Eukaryota, Metazoa, Chordata, Actinopteri, Osteoglossiformes, Mormyridae. The record is from RefSeq and is a predicted model, not a curated record.
GCAUUCGAGGCAGAAUAAAGAAACGCUGGCUUGUAAAGCUGGAGGAGUAGAGGAGAGGCAGGCAGACAGGCAGUAGGAGCGUUAUUCGUAGCGGUAUUUUUCGCAUUUGCCCCCUUUUCGUGGAGCUCCCUCCCGGUGCGCCGCUCGUCACGCAGGAGCCCAGCUGCCCUCCAGUCUCGCCGUGCACUCCGGCCCCCGUGUGACACACGGCGCAGCGCUCAGCCCACGGCGGAUACGCUGCACCUUUUCAAAACUGCGCUUUGCACAUCUUAAGUGAACAUUUAAAAAUGAUUAAGCUCUUUUCGCUGAAGCAGCAGAAGAAAGACGAGGAAUCGGCGGGAGGAACUAGAGCUGGAGCCGGGGGCAAGAAGGCGAGCGCGGCCCAGCUCCGGAUACAGAAAGAUAUAAAUGAGCUCAACCUCCCAAAGACCUGUGAGAUUGUUUUCCCUGAUCAGGAUGAUCUACUGAAUUUCAAACUCAUCAUCUCUCCAGAUGAGGGAUUUUACAAAGGUGGACGGUUUGUCUUCAGCUUUAAGGUGGGACAAGGAUAUCCACAUGAUCCUCCGAAAGUGAAGUGCGAGACCAUGGUGUACCAUCCCAACAUUGACCUGGAAGGCAACGUCUGCUUGAAUAUCUUGAGAGAGGACUGGAAACCUGUGUUGACAAUUAACUCCAUCAUCUACGGAUUACAGUAUCUGUUUUUGGAACCCAACCCAGAAGAUCCCCUGAAUAAAGACGCAGCAGAGGUCCUUCAGACAAACAGGAGGCUGUUUGAGCAGAAUGUACAGAGAUCACUGAGGGGUGGAUAUGUUGGGGCGACUUACUUUGAACGAUGUCUUAAAUAAUCCUCAGGUUCUCCUAAUAUAUAAAUAUAUAUAUAUAAAUGGCCAAUUUACCCAGACUUACUGACGGAGCAGACGAAUCACUGUGGGCGAGGGAAAGACAUGCAGAUAGUCAAAUGCUUCUUUUGGAAAUUUAAAAUGGCAAACGUCACCACACUGAAAUCCAUGGCUCGCUGAGGUCAACCUGAUUCACUCUCCAGAUACGGACUGAUGUACAUUUCCCAUGCAAACACGCAUUUACAGACACAGGCGAAAGACUCAGAACACUGUACAGGCUCAAUGGAACACUGAUAUUCACACUGGACAGGCACCCAAGGCAAGAUGCACGUACAAAAAGAGAACCAUUCAUAUACAAGCUGACUGAGGAAUCACAUAGUUGUGCAAAUAGGGCUAUGUUAUCGGGAAGGGGGUGAAAUCUUCAUGUGUAGUAGGAUUUUUUUUGGGGGGGGGGUUACUUGUUUUGAUGGGGGCUUAAAAAUGUUAGUGCUAUGGUGUAUAUUAAAAUCCUAGCUGUUCACAGCUGAUGACUGCGAUAUAAUUACAUUGAAUAUUAUAAACAAUUAUAAUUAUAGUAAAAUUAAUGCAAACCAACAACUUAUAUUUGAGGAUGGACAAAUACAAAUAAAGUAUUUUUUUUUUAAGAAACGUCAGUCAGUGUCAGUGAAUUAAGUAUUUAUCUUAUUUCUUGUCAGUUUAUAAUGUAGAUAAAUAACUACCAGUUUUUGCUCUUUAAUUGUUUAAGUGCCUGCAUAAUGACACAAGAAAAUGGCUGGGGACCUGUGUCUCGUCAUACGUUUUGUACAGCCUGUGAUCUUCACAAACUUUAACACUUCAUGCCCUGUAACCCAUCAUGACGCUCUUCAGAUACAUUUUUGAUUUCAUCAAAUAAAAGCAUUGGCAACCGGAUUUUAUCAUGCCAUUAAGGCUGUGGAUAAAUGUUUAAAAGAGCAAUAUAAAUCCAUGAUUUUGCCUAAUGGAGAUGGUGACCAAGUGUAUAUGGUUUUUUUUUUUAGGGGAGGGGGGCUCCUGGUUGGAUCUGUUCAUUGGGAACCUUCUCUUGCAUUCUUGGGGUUUUUGACUGCGAGCUGGCACCACUGCGGCUCCUUCAUGCCUCCUGUUCUGCAGUUACUGAUAUGUCUGGCCACAGAUGUCUUCUUGGGGGUAGUCCAUAGGCGAAAAUGUAUAAACUCAUCUGCAAAUGCUAAUUAAUCUUAAUUCUUUCUAGUUCUCCUUGAUAUUUUAAGUUAAUGAGCUGCAUUUUGUAAAUUUCAUGGAGGCAGCUGCUGAAACCAUGCAGUAAUAAAAUGAGAAUUGGAUGCUUUGAGUUUCAUUCGCCACCGAAUUCCCCAGCUUGUGGUUGUAUUCGUUUACUGCGGACUCUCCGAUGAAAUGCUGUUUGUUUAAUCGCUUAUGACUGGUCAGUGAGUUUGUCACCAUCCUUCAAAACGGGUGCAGUCUGUCCAUUUUAGAUGGGUAAAUGACAAAUGACGAGUUCAAAAUUGAAACCCAAAAUGAAUUAAACUUCAUACAAACAUCUACUUUUAAAAUACUUUAUUAAAUGACAUGGAUGCAGUUUUUUUUUUUUUUAAUAAACAUUUUAGCAUAAUUUGGUACACUUGUCCUGUUACACCUCCAUGCUGAAUUAUGGAUCUGGAUCAUGAUCCCUCUUGUUACUUUUCAUAUCUUCUUCCCCUCAACCCUACACUUAACACAUUUCCUUUUUUUAUUCUGUUGCCUCUGUCUAGUGAUAAAUGCUUUACAUUUAUUAUAAUUUAUUUAUGGACAUAUUAGUGACAAUUGAUAUGGCAUGAUUUUGGUGACUGAUGCAAAACAUUAAAAGCUGGAAAAUUAGUUUUUUAUGUUUAUGAACUAGUGAAUAAUUACUUAAGAUAAUUACAGGUAUAUCCUUGAUCCCGUGAAAUGCAUGUUAAACUCAACAGCAAAAAAAAAACCCAUUCUAUACAUGUGUUUCAUUUGUAACUAUUUCCAUCUGUAUUCCUGGAUGAACAAGGAGAAAUCCAUUUAGUUAUUCACACGCUGUCCAUUGUUCCCCCAAUCUAGUUAAUCGGCAAAGAGGACUAUAUUGGUUAACAAUGGUCUGUAAACACACACUCCGAAGACCAACAUGAUCAGAAUUGGUGAAUCUCCAGAUAUUUUGUUCUUGCUGCUCCCUAAAGCUUGUGAGAACAGGAUUGAUAUCACCCUGACACUUGUGUCUAAAUAAGCACUGCAGAAGUCUUUGUCCUUUCAGAAGGAAUUUGUAAACCAAUAAAGCUUGUAAUACAACUGAAAA